Messenger RNA from Paramecium pentaurelia, 1489 nucleotides. Lineage: Eukaryota; Ciliophora; Oligohymenophorea; Peniculida; Parameciidae. The record is from the annotation of a GenBank genome assembly.
AUGUCUAGACUAUAUCCUCUAUUAAUAACAAUUACUAUUGCAUUAUCAUAAACAAUUAAACUAAAUAACCCUAUUCACGUAGAUUAUUACAAAGAAAAAUUAAAUGAAAUUUUCUUAGAUCAUAAUAAUUAACUAUGGUUUGAAUUUGUAAAAUCAAUUGAAAUUCUUAAUCCAAAAACAACAAUAUGUAAAACAAUACCUUAUCAAUUUGAUUCGAUUAAUCCUAUCUCCAUUCCAUUUGAAAAUAUUACUACUUCUUUAUUCGAUAAUGAAUAGAAAACUCUAUUUGUUUUAGAGAGUAAAUAACUUACUGUGAUUUAGAUAAUUUUUACAAACUUUUCAUUAAGUACAUAUCACUUUAGAAACGGUUAAGCUAAUUAUAUUAGCAGCAUUGAAAGGAGUUCCUACAAUAUAACUAAUGGAAUAGCUUUAGCAUAAUUAGAGGAAAGUUUGGUCUUUAUUUUAAAUGAUUAAAAAAAAAUAAUUCUCUUUGAUAAAAUUUCAAAGAGUUUUGAAGAUAUUUUAGAAUUAUAAUCCUAACCUAUUUGGAUUACAUGUGCUAAUGGUUUUUUAUUUGUUGGUUUUGAAGAUAAAAUGAUCUAAUAUUCAUUAGAUUUAAGAAAAUUAAUAAAAAUUAAUCAGAUUGAAUUAAUCUUGAAGGAAAGUUAAAUUCUAAUGAUUUAACAAAGUUCUAUUUUUAUAUAAUUUCCAUUUUAUAAGGUUAUCAAAAUAACAUUUAGUUAAAAUGUAUUAUAGAUAGAAGAGUACUUAAACAAGAAUAUGGAAAUUAAAAGUUUGUCAAUAUCAGGAUAAAAAAUAUCAUAUUUGACAAAUAAUUACGUAUUUUUUUAUUCAGGAAAUAAAUUGUUUGAAGAAUAUGAUAAAUUGAUUUAAUUUAAUGAUCUAAUAAUUUUAAUUUCAUAUAAAGGGAUUCAUAAAGUUUUAUGUUAAUUUAGUGAUGAAAUAUGUAUUUAUGUGAAUAAAUUUAUAGCAUUUCCUCUAUAUAUCAGACAUUAGAAUGUAAGUGAUGUACAUUUCAUGAAUAGUUUUGGAAUAAACUAUCACCUAAUAACAAGAUCGAAAAAUCUCAUUUAAAUAAAUGAGAUCUCUAUUAUUGAAUCAUUUAUUUAGUGUGAUGAUAGAAUAGGGGACAAUUAAGAAGCUGUAUCUUUUAUAGCUUUUGCUGAUGGUUGCAAUAAUAGAAGGACAAUAGCUCCUGCAACAAGUUGUAAAUUUGAAGGAAAAUUAUAUUGUAAAUUUUUAUCUAUUACAAUCAUUAGUUAACACUAUUUCUACAAUAUAUUCUAAGUUUUCUGAAAUAGUUUAUAUUAUGAUUAUGUUACUAUUCAUUGCUUCAGUCUUGAUUUUAUUAGCCAUUUUUUACUCUCGAAAGUAUCAAAAAAAGGCAGAAGAAUAUAUAAAAAUUAAAAAAGACAUCCACAAAUUGGAUUAAUCAAAAGAUUAAAUAAAUUAAGAGAAUGAAUAUUGA